UUCUCUCUCUCUCUCUCAAAAACCCGUGAUUCAACAGCAACAGCAGGGGGGUAUGAAGCUUCAUCUUCUCAGCCACAGCGGGUUAAUGGGAACAACGCAAUAUCUCAUCCGAUCAGUGACUAGGGUCUCUUCUUUUUGCACUUACGCGUCCAAAUGGGAAGGUGGUGGUGGUGUUUCAAUGGUGCAAGGAGCUUCCAGAGGCAUUGGCCUUGAAUUUGUUAAGCAACUGUUGGAGAAAGAUGACGAAGGGCACGUUGUUGCGACAUGCCGCAAUCCUAACAGGGCAACAGGACUUCUUGAAUUGAAAAAUAAAUUUGCUGAACGGCUUAACAUUCUACAGUUGGAUCUGACCAUUGAAAGCACAAUAGAGGAGUCGACCAAGUCCAUAAGAGAGAGAUAUGGCUCUUUAAACCUUCUGAUUAAUGCAUCUGGCAUCCUCUCAAUUCCUGAUGUCUUGCAGCCAGAAACAACCUUGAGCAAACUACAGAAGUCAUCCUCGUUGCUGGCUUACGAGGUUAAUGCAGUGGGUCCAAUUUUGGUGAUUAAGUAUAACUCUAUCCCCUGCAAUUUAUGUGAGCAGCACUUGUGGCCUUUGCUUAAGGCUGGAGGAGGCCAUGGGACUAAAAGAGAUGUUGCAGUUGUGGCCAACUUAAGUGCCAGGGUGGGAUCCAUUGGCGACAAUAGCUUAGGGGGAUGGCACUCAUAUCGAUCUUCCAAGGCUGCACUUAAUCAAUUGACGAAAACUGUGUCAGUGGAAUUUGCUAGAAAGAAGGAUCCAAUUGUAUGCAUUCUACUGCAUCCAGGUACAGUGGAUACCGAUCUCUCCAGGCCAUUUCAGAGAAAUAUUGCUGAAGGCAAGCUUUUCACCAAGGAGUUUUCAGUUCAGAAGCUCUUAAGUAUUAUCAAUAAUGCAAAGAGUCGCGAUAAUGGUAAGUUUUUUGCCUGGGAUGGUCAAGAAAUCCCUUGGUAAUCUAUCAUUCUUUUGAACAAACUUUAUGUCAAGUUACUCAAAAUCUAAGUUUUCUAGUCAAAAUCUAUGAAAGAACAUUUCAGUAAGGGCUGAAUGCGUGAAUGAAUGCAUCAAUUGCAUUUCCUUGUUCAAAUGGUCGUUGAGUGAUUGUCUUUUAGUUAUGAAUAAAUGGCAAACGUUUGUAUAUCCUAUUGAUGUGGAAAUUUUAGUGGAUUCAUUGCAAAUUUA
Messenger RNA from Rhododendron vialii, 1198 nucleotides. RefSeq lists its product as uncharacterized. The coding region runs from base 53 to 970 and encodes 305 amino acids. The transcript has 6 exons. NCBI's taxonomy places the organism in Eukaryota, Viridiplantae, Streptophyta, Magnoliopsida, Ericales, Ericaceae. The record is from RefSeq and is a predicted model, not a curated record.